Molecule: messenger RNA, 1035 nt
Organism: Capronia coronata CBS 617.96
Lineage: Eukaryota; Fungi; Ascomycota; Eurotiomycetes; Chaetothyriales; Herpotrichiellaceae
Exons: 1
Coding region: 1-1035 (344 amino acids)
Molecular function (GO): hydrolase activity
Source: RefSeq, a predicted model, not a curated record
AUGGGCCUCCUCACCCCCCAAAAAUCAUCAUUCGCGCCUCCGACUCUACUAUACCAGCUCAUCUACCACCCUCUAACAACAUGGUUCGCCUUCCUCCACUACCUCAUCCUCUACCUACGAGGCCGACCGUACGUGCCGCCGAAGAACAAAGUGCCCAUCCGCGUCGUAUGUCUAUCGGACACGCAUUCCAAGAUGCCUCCGACCUCGAUUCCAAAAGGCGACCUCCUCAUCCACGCAGGCGACCUGACCAACAACGGCACCCUCAACUCCAUUCAGCAAUCGAUCGACUGGCUGAAGACCCUGCAGAAGCCAUGGCCCGGUUCAGCCGACGGGUUUCGCCAUAUUGUCGUCGUGGCCGGGAACCACGACAGCUACUUUGACGAGCGCAGCCGGAGUUUCCACGACACCAAGAACACCCGCCGCACCCUGGACUGGGGCAAGAUCCACUACCUGCAGCAUUCGGGCGUGACGCUGCCGUUCCCGGACGGCCGCGAGCUCAAAGUCCACGGGGCGCCGCAGAUCCCCCGCUGCGGCGGCAACGAGUUCGCCUUCCAGUAUACCCGAGGCCAGGAUGCCUGGAGCAACACCAUCCCCGACGACGUCGACGUGCUGAUCACGCACAACCCGCCCAAAUGGCACCUGGACAUCCCUGAGAACGGCGGCAUGGGCGACGAAUUCGAGCUGCAGGAAGUCUGGCGCGUCAAACCUACCUUGCAUGCCUUCGGACACGUCCACUCCGGCUACGGCAAGGAGCCGGUCUGGUGGGACGAGGGCCAGAAGUCCUGGGAAGAAUUCCUGGCCUGCGCGUACAACAAACCUGCUGGGACCACGGCCAGCCAGCGUCUGCCUUUGACGGAGCUCGUGGAUCCGCAGAUCUGGAUGCUGGGGGUCAAAUGUCUGGUGGCCGAUGUCAGGGGCAUGCUUUGGAACAGGUUGUGGGGCGGUGCUCGACAAGGAGGAUAUAUGGUCAACGGUGCCCUGACCUACCAGACCACGAGCAAGUUGUUGAACAAGCCCAAAGUGGUGGACUUGUAG